Messenger RNA from Salvelinus sp. IW2-2015, 2890 nucleotides. RefSeq names its product zinc finger protein 385D (gene znf385d). Gene Ontology annotation, cellular component: nucleus. Gene Ontology annotation, molecular function: zinc ion binding; nucleic acid binding. Lineage: Eukaryota; Metazoa; Chordata; Actinopteri; Salmoniformes; Salmonidae. The record is from RefSeq and is a predicted model, not a curated record.
GUGAGAGAGAGGGAGCGAGAGAGAGAGAGAAGUGUGUGGAGAGUAAGAGAGCGAGAGACGAAGGAGGGAGACACAGACCACUGUUAGAGGAGGGUGCCGGCUGUGCACGGUAACGGCUGCAGACAACACACGCAGAUAGAGAGACGGACUCCAGCGCUGCACACACACUCACACAAACCUGCAUAAAGAGUGUGUGAGACAUGCCAAGGCUGCUGCCCAUGGACACACACACACACAACCUGGCAGGGCAUCCGAGAGGACAUACAGACCCCUAUGUCUAAGGAGUCAUGGAGAGCAGCAUGUUUUUCGGUAAUGCAUGUCAAAAUGGCCUCCUGCCGACGCUGAUACGUCCUGCUCUGCCCACCGUCCAGCAUUCUCUGGGAAUGAAGCAGUUCCAGCUCCCGUUUCCCCUGGAUACGGCCUCAGCAGUCAGCCUUUUCCCCGGCUUCGGCACGAUGGACCCAGUUCAGAAAGCUGUUAUGCAUCACACGUUUGGAGUUCCUCCCUUGGCGAAGAGAAGACACGUCUCGUGCAGCGUGUGCCAACUGAGAUUCAACUCACAGAGCCAAGCCUUAGCCCACUACAAAGGAACAAAACACGCCAAGAAGCUGAAAUCUCUGGACGCUACCAAAUGUAAGCUCAAAGGUUCAGUGGUCACCAAGGAAACCACCAACCACGAAACCCCUAAGAGCAUCAACCCUCCAGCAAUGUGCUACGGCACUGACAGGAAAGAUGGCUUUCCAGGUGCCUCGCCACUACCACUAUCUCCUGUGCUCACACUGGCUCCAACCCUGAGAUCCCUGGCAUCAACCCUGGCACCCAUGACAUCAAUGUUACCACCCGUGGCACCUACGCUGGCAUCGAGUCCCAACUCAUCCACAGGGACAGAGACUACCUCAGCUACAGGAUGGGACGACCGGGCCUCGCCCAAACCCAGCUCACCUUUAGAACCAGACAUGGAGGUGAAGCAAGAGGCUGAGACGGACGCGGAGACAGAGGAAGAGAAAGCCAGGCGUCUGCUCUACUGCUCGCUCUGCAAGAUGGCCGUCAACUCGGCAUCCCAACUGGAGGCUCAUAACAGCGGUACGAAGCACAAGACCAUGCUAGAGGCCAGGAGUGGUGUGGGCUCCAUCAAGUCCUUCCCCCGGCCAGGGGUCAAGAGUAACCUAGCUCCGCCCACCAAGGCAGUCACGGGCCUGCAGAACAAAACAUUUCACUGUGAGAUCUGCGAUGUACACGUCAACUCUGAGACACAGCUAAAACAGCACAUCAGCAGCAGACGUCACAAAGACCGAGCGGCAGGCAAACCGGCCAAACCCAAAUACAGUCCCUACAGUAAACCCCCGAAAAGCCAGGCCACACAACCAGUGAAGCUGACAGUGGGGAAGGAAUUGUGCCAACCUCAGAUAACCCAGAUAAUGCCCGCUCACCUGGCAGCAUUGGCAGCAGCAGCCAUGGGCUCGGCCUUCCCUGGCCUCCGCUCCACCCACGCUCCCUCCCAUGGCCCCACCCUUUUUCAGACACAGACCCUCCCUGCUGCCCUGCUCCGCCCCGCCCCCGGGCCUGUCAGGACCUCCCAUACACAGUUACUGUUUGCCCCCUACUGACUCACAACCCCACCCUAMAGACUCRAUGGACURCCCAUGACGGKCGUGCCACGGAGGUUGUUAUGAACCAGAGUCCCCUUCCCUCUGCUUAUCCCUCUAUACAUUUGAACCACAGGCCACCUUCACCAGAAUAUGGGGAUAAUAGGCACASAGGWAUUGUUUAACCCAUACUGKCAGAUAAACCCUACUGYGCUGGCCAGARCUCSCGUUAUGGAUUUCCCAAGGAACCCAUCAAUGACCCAGAAUUGAUCAGCGUCCCCUUCCCUCUGCUGUUCCCCCUACAUUCAGAGAAGAACCACACCGGAACGAAUAACGGCUCAAAUAAACAGAUGGCCGCGGUGUGUUAGCGAUCACCUGCUGGGUGUGAACGAUCCAACAUGUAGAAUCAUGGGGAAAUAAUAGCCGAUAUUCUGGUCAGAGGCGAUAGGACGGCCACCCAAGGCUUUUAACCGUUCGUUGUCCUGGUGUGUAUUCUCUGAAGACUACCAUCUUCACCAAAACAUGUGGACUACAGACAACCUGAAGCAUUACAUCUGGACUACUGCCCACUCUAUUCCAUUUGGAUUACUACUGCUCUACAGUAUUAACCUUGCAUCUCCUGUUCCACUGGACUACAGGCCAGUCUCAUCAUUACUGAGUCAUUGACUCAUCACAAUUCCCUCCUAUAGUAGCUAGUACUUAGUAGUACCCACACAGCCACCCACGUUCCUGUGCCAUUCUCUUACCCAUGAGUCAUACCCAAGGACAGGACUUGGAGUUAUAUUGUACUGCAAUAAUGUAUAAGACAAACCAGUGAACUAUGCAGUGUCAUUUCUGUCUAAUGCAAGGCACAGUUUGAGCUAUAAAUGUGCUAUAGGGAUAUCAUGUUUGUAAAGAUAGUGUCGUACUAAGAUCAUUGCUUCAGUGGAGGUAGCUAUCACUCAUGUUUGUAAAAAAGACUGGUAAGGAUCUCCUCUUUUGCUGUUUGCACUUUAAGUCCCCUCUCUGUUGACGUCUGCAGUGCAUUAGAUGGCUAGAGUAUGUGUUGUAGUUUCUCUUGCAUUACGUGUCUGUGUCUGUUAGUGUGUACGUGUUUGUUUCUUUGUGUGUGUGCGUAUGUGUGUGGGUGUAUAUGGGCGUUUGUGUGUGACCUUGCCCUCCACCUUAAAGCCAUCCCAGCUGACACCCAAUAACCAUUCUGAAUGACCACGUCAUGGGCUCAAGGGACCACUAAGGCUUGUGUAUAAUAUCUGUUAAUGUGUAAAAGAUGAACAAUUUCAAAUAAAAGAGUCUUACUUUGUUAA